Suhomyces tanzawaensis NRRL Y-17324 is the source of this 453-nucleotide messenger RNA. RefSeq names its product Mbf1p (gene MBF1). The record is from RefSeq and is a predicted model, not a curated record. Bases 1 to 453 code for a protein of 150 amino acids. Lineage: Eukaryota; Fungi; Ascomycota; Pichiomycetes; Serinales; Debaryomycetaceae. Gene Ontology annotation, molecular function: DNA binding. The transcript has a single exon. Gene Ontology annotation, cellular component: nucleus.
AUGUCUGACUGGGAUAACGUUACAAUCAUUGGACAAAAAGCCAGAGUCGGUGGCGGUGGUCCAAGACAACAGGUUGCCCGUACUGCUGGUCAAUUGAACGCAGCCAGAAGAACCGGUGCUGUUGUCGGUACCGAAAAGAAGUACGGUACUUCCAACACCAAGUCCAACCCAGAAGGCCAAAGAUUGGCCAAGUUGGACGACACUGACGACGUGGUUCAGGUCAAGAAGCUUGACGUGAACGUCGGUAAGGCAAUCCAACAAGCCAGACAAGAAAAGAAGUUUACUCAAAAAGACUUGGCCACCAAGGUCAACGAGAAGCCAAACGUCAUUAACGAUUACGAAGCCGGUAGAGCCAUUCCUAACCAACAACUCUUAGCCAAGUUAGAGAGAGCUUUGGGUGUGAAGUUGAGAGGUAAGAACAUCGGUGAACCUUUGUUCAAGAAGAAGGAUUAA